Calidris pugnax (ruff) is the source of this 6347-nucleotide messenger RNA. RefSeq names its product retinoblastoma binding protein 6 (gene RBBP6). Gene Ontology annotation, molecular function: zinc ion binding; nucleic acid binding; ubiquitin protein ligase activity. The record is from RefSeq and is a predicted model, not a curated record. Gene Ontology annotation, biological process: ubiquitin-dependent protein catabolic process; protein ubiquitination; mRNA processing. Gene Ontology annotation, cellular component: nucleus. NCBI's taxonomy places the organism in Eukaryota, Metazoa, Chordata, Aves, Charadriiformes, Scolopacidae. The coding region runs from base 566 to 5920 and encodes 1784 amino acids. The transcript is spliced from 18 exons.
UGCGCACUGAGGCGCUUCGGGGCGGCCCGUGCGGUUGGCGGCCGGGAAACCCCUCGGCGCAGGCUGAGGCAGGGGCGCCCGAGUCGCCAUAGCCAGCGGUCGGGCCGCGGAGCACUGCCUGCGGGAGAGGAAGCGGAGGCCGAGCCGGGGCCGCGGUGGGGGGCGGGCGGCUGGGCCUCUCCCCGUCGUUCGCCCGCCCGCCCGGGCUGUGAGGAGGAGCCGGGCGGGCGCCGCCGCCGCUGCCGUCGCGGCCCAGUUCGAUCGCUGAGCGCCGCGGGCCGGAGGCUUCGUCGCGGGGGCGGGGGCCGGGGCCUCGCAGCGCCGCCGCCAUGGAGUUCUGAGGCCUCCGCCAGCCGAGUCUGCCUCAGGCCGCGGGGCCUGGCUAUGGCGGAGCGCCGCGGCCUCUGAGCGCCGCCGGCCCGCUCGAGCUCAGCCCGCGCCGCUUGCCCCGGCCCCCUCAGCGGGCCCUUCCCCGCGCCUCCUCCGGCCUUAACCGGCGCGGAGGCCGCGACGCCGCCCGCCGCGAAAGCCGCCGUCCCGGAGCCGGCACCGCCUGGCGCCCACCAUGUCGUGCGUACACUACAAGUUCUCCUCCAAGCUGAACUAUGAUACGGUCACCUUCGACGGCCUCCACAUCUCCCUGUGCGACCUCAAGCGCCAGAUCAUGGGCCGUGAGAAGCUGAAGGCGGCCGACUGCGACCUGCAGAUCACCAACGCCCAGACCAAAGAAGAAUACACCGAUGAUAAUGCCCUGAUUCCGAAGAACUCAUCGGUAAUUGUUAGAAGAAUCCCUAUUGGAGGAGUUAAAGCUACCAGCAAAACAUAUGUUAUGACUCCUAAAUCGCACAAAAUCCUAGAAACUGCUUUCAGAAGUCGAACUGAGCCAGUGAGUGGAACAUCAAAAGCAAUUGAUGACUCUUCUGCAUCUAUUUCUCUGGCCCAGCUUACUAAGACUGCCAAUCUGGCUGAAGCCAAUGCUUCCGAAGAAGAUAAAAUAAAAGCUAUGAUGACACAGUCUGGCCAUGAAUAUGAUCCAAUCAAUUACAUGAAGAAACCCUUGGGUCCACCUCCACCAUCAUACACGUGCUUUCGUUGCGGAAAACCUGGCCACUAUAUAAAGAACUGUCCAACAAAUGGGGACAAAAAUUUUGAGUCAGUUCCCAGAAUUAAAAAGAGCACAGGAAUUCCAAGGAGUUUCAUGAUGGAGGUGAAAGAUCCCAAUACCAAGGGUGCUAUGCUGACAAACACUGGAAAAUAUGCAAUACCAACUAUUGAUGCGGAAGCUUACGCUAUAGGAAAGAAGGAAAAGCCUCCUUUUUUACCAGAGGACCCAUCCUCUUCCUCAGAAGAAGAUGAUCCUAUUCCAGAUGAGUUGUUAUGUCUCAUUUGUAAAGAUAUAAUGACUGAUGCAGUUGUUAUUCCCUGCUGUGGAAACAGUUAUUGUGACGAAUGUAUUAGAACAGCAUUACUGGAAUCUGAGGAACAUACGUGUCCAACGUGUCAUCAAACCGAUGUUUCUCCUGAUGCUUUAAUUGCCAAUAAGUUCCUACGCCAGGCUGUGAACAACUUCAAAAAUGAAACUGGCUACACAAAAAGGCUCCGUAAGCAGAUUCAGCAGCAGCAGCAACAGCAGCAGCAGCCACAGCCUCCGCCGCCACCACCACCUCCACCACCCCUCAUGAGACAAACAAUAACACGCAACCUGCAGCCUCUGCUCCGGCCAACAAUUGCCAGACAGCAGGAUCCACUAAUGAUACCAUUAGCUUCUCUGGCUUCUCGUUCUGCUUUGUCAUCCUUGGGCCCUGGUCAGUCUGGGCUACCAGUAAAUCCGUCUUCUGUUGUUGUCUCUGAUCUUCCUCCAGCAGUGUCCCUAUCCCUCCGGGGUGAAAAGCAUGAUGGACCUUUUCGUUUGUUGGAAGAGAAGGGCUAUCAGGUUCCUGUACUAAGACAACCAGCAUUGCCAAGUCUUCUGGGCCCCCAAGGACAAUCAAUACCCACAACUGGUCAUCCAAUGAGAGCCAGUACCAUUCGCUCAGCAGGUGGCAGACCAGGCUGGGAGCUUGCAAAUCGAGGACGCCCGCAUAGUGACCGUGCCCAAAGGACUCAGGCCCCAUCACUACCAGCAUCAACACCAGUCUUUGUGCCUGUGCCUCCACCUCCCUUGUAUCCUCCACCACCCCAUGCACUUCCUCUUCCACCGGGGGUACCACCACCACAGUUUCCUCCUCAGUUUCCACCUGGUCAACCUCCAUCUGCUGGGUACUCUGUCCCCCCUCCAGGAUAUCCCCCAGCUCCUGCAAACAUGUCAUCAGCUUGGGUACCAACAGCAGUACCAGCGGCUCAUUCAAAUGCCAUCCCAACGACACAAGCACCUCCCUUAUCUAGGGAGGAGUUUUACAGAGAACAACGGAGACUUAAAGAGGAGGAAAAGAAAAAGUCCAAACUUGAUGAGUUUACAAAUGAUUUUGCUAAGGAAUUGAUGGAAUAUAAAAAGAUUCAAAAGGAGCGUAGGCGUUCGUUUUCCAGGUCCAAGUCCCCCUAUAGUGCUUCAUCUUACUCUAGAAGCUCGUAUACCUACUCCAAGUCAAGAUCAGGUUCUUCCCGCUCUCGCUCCUACUCUCGGUCAUUUAGCCGUUCCCAUUCCCGUUCCUACUCGCGAUCGCCGCCGUAUCAGAGAAGAGGCAAAGGGAAGAGUCGUAAUUAUCGUUCUAGAUCAAGGUCACAUGGUUAUCACCGUUCAAGGUCAAGGUCACCCCCAUACAGAAGGUACCAUUCACGGUCAAGGUCUCCAGUAUUUAGAGGCCAGUCUCCCACUAAACGGACAGUACCCCAAGGGGAAGGAGAAAGGGAGUAUUUUAACAGAUACAGAGAAGUUCCACCAUACGAUAUUAAAGCUUACUAUGGCAGAUCAGUUGACUUUAGAGAUCCAUUUGAAAAAGAAAGAUACAGAGAAUGGGAAAGGAAUUACAGAGAAUGGUACGAAAAAUUUUACAAGGGCUAUGCUGUCGGCGCUCAACCUCGGCCUCCAGUAAAUCGAGAGAACUUUUCUCCAGAUAGGUUUUGUCCACCUGGGACCAGACGAGAGAAUUCGCCGUAUGCUCGGGGCCGUAGGGAGGAUUAUCCAGGUGGGCAGAGCCACAGAAAUCGUAACCUAGCAGGAAACUACCCCGAAAAGCCUUCUGGAAGAGAGAGCCAUGGCAUUAAAGAUCCUACAAAAUCAAAAGAGAAGGAGGUGGAAAAUCCGCUGGGAGAUGGCAAGGGAAAUAAGCAUAAAAAACAUCGGAAGAGAAGGAAAGGGGAUGAGAAUGAAGGAUUUCCUAAUGCUGAGUUGUUAGAAGGUGCAAGAAAACCAAGAGAGCCAGUUACAACAGAAGAUGUUAAAACGGACUCUCUGUUCAUGCUGCCAAGCAGAGAUGAUGCCACCCCUGUAAGAGAUGAACCUAUGGAAGCAGAUUCUAUUGCUUUCAAACCAGUGUCUGAAAAGGAGAAAAAAGAGAAGGAUAAGCCAAAAGCAAAAGUUGACAAGACAAAGCGAAAAGUAGAAGCGGCUGUUCCUCCCAAGAAAGAUAAUGUAACAAAACCAGCUAAAGCUUCCCAAGAGAAGGGGGAUGCAGAUCGUGAAAAAUCUCCUCGGACGGAACCUCCUGUGAAAAAAGUGAAGGAGGAGUUGCCCAAGACAGAGAGUGUUAAAACAUCUUCCUCUCAAAAGGAUGAGAAGGCUCUUGGUACCCCACGGAAAGUUCACCCAAAAGUGACGAAAGAUCACCCAGAAACAAGACCAGCCAAGGAUGAAAAGGCAAAGAAAGACCAUCCAAAAGAAACCAAGUCGGAGAAGGCCUCCAACAAAGAGGACAAGUCAAAAAAACCUGCUGAAAAAAGCAAACCCUCUGAUGCAAAACCUGAAAAAAGAAAAAGAAAAGCAGAUGAAAAGGCUGAUAAAGAACAUGAAGCCACUUCUGUAAAGGCCUCGAAACCAGAACCUGCUGAAUCGAAAACAUCGCCAAAGGGGAAGACUGAGCCUGAUGGUGAAAAAGGAGAGCGAACUCCAGAAAAGGAUAAAUCUGCUUUUCUUAACAACCCCGCAAAAAAGAUUAAACUUAACCGGGAAACUGGCAAAAAGAUUGUGAGUGGGGAAAAUGUGCCACCUGCAAAAGAACCUGUUGAGAAACCUGAGCCAAGCAGCAGCAAAGUUAAACAAGAGAAAGCGAAGGGAAAAGUGAGAAGAAAAGUAACAGCAGCUGAUGGAUCUAGUUCAACUCUUGUAGAUUACACCAGCACUAGUUCUACUGGUGGAAGCCCCGUUAGAAAGACUGAAGAAAAGACAGAUACAAAACGAACUGUCAUUAAGACCAUGGAGGAGUAUAAUAAUGAUAUAACAGCCCCUGCUGAAGACGUCAUUAUUAUGAUCCAAGUCCCUCAGUCAAAGUGGGAUAAAGAUGACUUUGAGUCUGAAGAAGAGGACAUUAAAUCUACCCAGGUGCCCACAAGCAUAGGAAAACCUGCAAGUGUUAUAAAGAAUGUGAGUGCUAAGCCACCAAACCCCAUAAAACACAUUGAAAAAGAGACGGAGCCUUUGGAGAAAACACAGAAAACUACAAAAGAGGUGAGUUAUGAAAGCUCCCAGCAUGAUGCAAAAAGUUCAAAAAGUUCGAUGUCAAAUGAAAAAGGAAAAACCAAAGACCGGGAUCAUUCUUUGUCAGACAAGGACGCUUCCGAGAAGAGAAAGAGCAGUGUUCAGCCAGAAAAAGACCACUCGGAACGUGCAACUGAGCAAGGAAAUGGAAAAAACAUUUCUCAAUCUUCCAAAGACAGCAGAUCUUCAGAGAAACACGAUACUGGCCGUGGCUCCACUGCUAAAGACUUUACUCCUAACCGAGACAAAAAAUCUGACCACGAUGGAAACAGAGAUCACUCUAGUUCCAAGCGUAGAGAUGAAAAGGGUGAAUUAACGAGGAGAAAAGACUCCCCUUCUCGAAACAGAGAAUCUACAUCUGUCCAGAAGAGUAAACCCAGAGAGGAGCGAGCGGAGCCGUCCAAAAAGGGCGCUGGAGACGCCAAAAGGAGCAGCUACAGCCCUCCGCGGGAGCGGAAACAGACUGAUCACAAAGCUGCUCAUGAGUCCAAGCGAACGGUGGAGGAACACAAACCUCUAGAUAAAAAUUCAGGAAAAGAGAAAGAGAAGCAUGUACCAGAAGUAAAGAGCAAUAAGGAGAAUAAAGAAAAUAAAGAAAAUAAGGAGAAUAAAGAAAAUAAGGAGAAUAAGGAGAAUAAAGAAAAUAAAGAGAAAGAGCCAAUUGUUAAUAAACCACCUUUGAAACAAGAAUCACCAGAAGUCAAAAAUGAGAAAGAGAACAACGUGACUGGGCAAAACGAUAAAAGUGUUGUCAAGCCCAAGGCUCAGGUGAGCACCUCCUCCCGGCUCUCCUCUGACCUCACGCGAGAGACUGACGAGGCUGCCUUUGUGCCAGACUACAACGAAAGCGACAGUGAGAGUAAUGUAUCUGCAAAAGAUGAGGAAGCCGCAGCAAAAACUCCUAAAGAACCGAAAGAAAAGGCUGUUGAGAAGGUGAAGGAGGACGCGGCAGCCCCUGCGGCGGCAGAGCAGCCCGAAGCCAGCAGGAGUCAAAGCCAGAGCAGCCCCAGCGUGAGCCGCAGCCGCAGUCAGAGCCCUUCCGAGAGUCAGACUCGAAGCCACAGCAGCAGCGCCAGCUCGGGAGAGAGUCAAGACAGCAAGAAAAAGAAAAAGAAGAAGGAGAAGAAGAAGCACAAGAAGCAUAAGAAACACAAGAAGCAUAAGAAACACGUCGGGAACGAGACGGAAUUGGAAAAGAGCCAAAAACACAAACACAAGAAGAAAAAAUCGAAGAAGAGCAAAGAUAAAGAGAAAGAUGACCAAAAAGUGAAAUCUGUCACUACAUAGAACGACAGAUAAUAGAAAAAUGACUUAAUUCCUAAGUCAUCUGUAUUAAAUUUUGUUAAAAUGUAAACGAAUUCAAGCGUUGUAAAUAAUGACAUGAAAGACCCUGUGCUGCACUUAAAAUAUUGCUGCUUGAUUAUUUGAUUUUUACAUCAGAGCUUUAUAAAAGUGAACAUUUUGUACAGAAUUGUGAGUUGUGACCAUGUAACAUGAAAGGUUUUGCUGGGGCAUCUUCUUUUUAACCACCGUUAAUUAGUUUGGGUGGAGUUUACUGUACUGUGAAAAUUUUCACAUUUGAAUUUUUUUUUAAUUGCCUGGCAGAAGAAGCUGGUAUCAGUUAUAAAAUAUCAGCAGAAUGAUUUGCAGAAUACAUUACAGCCCUGUUAUGUCACUUUUUUGAUUACAAUAAAAAAAAGUUUUCAGUAAACUA